This is a messenger RNA of Centropristis striata (black sea bass), 2325 nucleotides long. It is a transcript of the gene tinf2, whose product is annotated as TERF1 (TRF1)-interacting nuclear factor 2. Gene Ontology annotation, biological process: telomere capping; regulation of telomere maintenance via telomere lengthening. The coding region runs from base 290 to 1972 and encodes 560 amino acids. Gene Ontology annotation, cellular component: shelterin complex. Lineage: Eukaryota; Metazoa; Chordata; Actinopteri; Perciformes; Serranidae. The record is from RefSeq and is a predicted model, not a curated record. Gene Ontology annotation, molecular function: telomeric repeat DNA binding. The transcript is spliced from 10 exons.
GGACGAGCAGAACUUUGGAGGUGUUGCUAGCUUUGUUUCAAGAAGCGGGUAACAACAACAACAACAACAACAACAACAACAGCUCUGAGACUGUGUGUAAAGCUGUCACCGAACUGACAGUUUAACACAGAGUUGUUCUAGGAAACUGUAGUAUUUAUUAGCGUCAUUGAAGUUGUUUAUUCGCUGCUGUUGCCUUGAGUCGUUUUUAGGAUAGUCACUAGUGUGUCUAACUUUAAGUUGCUAAGCUAACUAGCCUCCCUUAUCCAACUAUCUGACUGAGAGUAACAUCAUGGCUACAAGAAAACCUCAGGAGAGCGCUGGGAGUCUGCCUUUCGCUGCACUUCAGCUCCUGUCCCCCCCUGUGCGUCUGGUUUCUGCAGCCCUGUGGAAAGUCAUGAAGCAGCGGGACGUGAUGCAGUACGGCGUGGUGGAGGAGUUCGUCUCCUCCGCCUGUGACACCGUACCUGGGCUGCUCACCACCAGACACCUGGGCAAGCUGGCGCUGGGGCUGAGAGGACGGUUGGUGUUGGAGCUGUGUCGCACACCGACGGAUGAAAACGUGAUCAUGACACACCUGGAAAGGAUCCGUGCUCCUGCUGCCCUGUCAGCCUCUUCUGCACCUACUAUGAAAAGGGACGUAAAAAUCAUAAGAACAGUCGAAGCUUUCCGUACGUUGGUUCACACUCUGCUAAGAGACUCUGAACAGAGAGAGCAGUUCUUCAAGGAGGAGUUUCUCUCAGAUUAUGGUCCAAAGUUUGACCAGGAACUGGAGAAGCUGCUGUGGGAGUUUUUGAUUCGAAUAGACCAGCUGCUCCCAGUUCCCAACCUGGCUCAGACGGUGUCGUGGCUCAGUGGCGCCCCCCCUGUCCUGGAGGAGUGUGCUCGUGCAGCCACCCAGCCUCAGCUCCUCAAGAUCCUGCUGCAACACCAAACCUGCCUGGGCCACCUGGAGACAGCAGCAUCCCUCCCUCCAAACAUGGGCGACUCCAUCCUGACUUCACUGUCUCUGCCUCCUUCUGGUAGAGUUCCUUCAAAUCAACCAACAGGAGCCAAAGAGUCUGCUGCUAGUCAGCCCAACGGCUCACACACAUCUAGAGACAAAACCCCAUUUAUAACCCCUGUAAUCGGACUAAUAUCUAAUAAAGACGUGCCACUCAUGAACAGGACGCAGAGAGGAGACGAGCAGAAGGAGGACUUGAGAUUCACUUUGGUUAAACAGAGACAAAAACCCAAAGAGGGUGAAGAAGAAGAAGAAGAAGAAGAGGAGACGAACACCUUGAAAAGAAGCAGCAGAAUGAAACGCAAGCAGCCCGACGAAGGAGGAAGUGAAUCGGAGGAGGAGGAGCUAGGCAUGAUCCGAUCUGGGAAGAAGAGGGUGAGUAAGAGUGCAGCGCUCAGGAGAGAUAAAGGUCAACUUCAGACCGAUGAGAGCGAAGAAGAAGACGAGGAGGAGGAGAGCAACCUGAAGACCUGCAUGACCAAGCUGGGCGUCAAGACUCUCAACCUGCCUAAAGACCCGUCCCUCUGCUCCAUCUUCGUCUCGUGUCUGAGCCGCCAACCCGCUGUUAUUGUCGACAAACUGUCAGUGACGCCUGCCAGCGACAACAGGAGCGUCCGAGGAGGGAAAUCCUUAAAUAUGAAGCGGGAGAGUCAGAGGAGGAAGUCGCCGGCCAAACCGCCAAACCCCGACUUGGAUUUCCCCGGCCUGGACGAUAAAGAAAAUCAUCCUGUGUUGCCGGGUUUAAGCAGCUCUCUCUCUCAGCAGCGCAGUAGCACAGAGAUCCGUCCAGGAACCAGCGAGGACUACGUCGCAGAUUCUGAGGACGAAGCCACAAAGAACUUCAAAGGCAGACUGUUCAUGAAGCGCUACUACAAGACCAAACAUGGUACUUAUGUUCCCACUCUGAGGGAGUUCUGGAGACCCGGGACGACGCGGAGGGACCUGGCGCUGGCUGGCAGGAAACGCAGAUGAUGUCACGGAUUCUCACGGCCACAAAUAAUAGACGACGUUUCAGCUGUUUCCUGACAGGAAAAUCAAUAGUAUCUUUAAAUGCAGCAGCCCACUGUGGCAGAUGGACAUUUAUUUUAAUCAUCAUAGUCUGGCAGUUAAGGAUAAUGAAUGAAUGAAUGAAUUCUUGAUUUAUGAAUUCAUUGUAGCUGAAUUAGAUGUGAACUUGUGUGUAUUAUGGAAAACAAGCCCUGAAGCAGCAUUAUCACAGACUUUUUUCUCCUAUAUUAAAUUGUUACUGUGCUUGUAAUUGUCUCUGUUACAAAUAUGUCAUUUUGUUAUAUUGUACUUAAUAAAAGUUUUUAAUGUUGCAGUUA